AUGGAGCUUAACUCGAGAAAAGGCGAAAGUCUACAGCCGAUAAGUUCUCCUAAUUGGACAAUCGAUGUUUCAGAUGUGAGACUCGAUAAUGGACAGAUAAGGACAGUCAAAGUGAGCAAUGUGUCGUUAGCAGUUUCCGAAAGAGAUAUAUUCGAAUUCUUUACGUUUUCCGGAGAAAUUCAAUAUAUCGAGAUGCAAAGGGAGACUGAAACAACUCAGGUUUCUUAUAUCACCUUUAGUGAUUCACAGGGAGCAGACACAGCUACACUCUUGACAGGAUCGACGAUAGCCGGACUUUCCGUGUCAAUAACUCCAACCGCUAACUAUCAACUGCCUCCAAACGCGCCUUCUUUAACCUCACCAAAGGCAACUAUGACAGGGACAGCAGUGAAGAAAACCGAGGAAGUGGUGAGCACAAUGCUAGCAAAGGGGUUCGUAUUGGGAAAAGACGCUCUCAACAGGGCCAAGUCGUUCGACGACAAGCACCACCUGUCGUCGAACGCCUCCGCAACCGUGGCCUCCAUCGACCACAGGAUAGGGCUGAGCGAGAAGCUGAGCAUGGGGACAGCCAUGGUCAACGAGAAGGUCAAGGAGAUGGACGAGCUCCUCCAGGUGUCGGAAAUCACCAAAUCAGCGUUCGCUGCCGCCGAGCAGAAGGCCAGCAGCAUCAUGAGCAACCGUUACGUGUCGACCGGGGCCUCGUGGGUGACAAGUGCGCUGAGCGCCGUCUCGAAGGCAGCGGAGGAUGUCGGCGUUAUGACUAAGGAGAAAGUCGAAAGGGCGGAGGAGGAAAAGAAGGAGAGGGGGCCGAUCAUUGGGGGGUCAGAUUUCACGAAUACUCGUAGGGAUGAAUCUCCGGCUAUUGUGGUUUGUUCGGUUGACGAGAGUAAUAAGAUUGUCUAGAAAAUAAUGACAAAUUCUAAUUUAAACUAGAAGAGCAAUUGGGGUGAAAGAUUAUAUAUUACUGGAGAAAUAAAAAAUAUCUUCAGCAGUUUUAUCAGAGGCUGCUUACUAAGGAAUGUAAACUGUUGCUUAUGGAUUCUUCUAUUGACUAUUUUAUGACAACAAUUGUUUUAUUAUAUAGGAAAUAAUAAAACUAUAUGCUACCUGAUUGGUCUUCAAUAUUUAUCUUCAUUAAUAGUAAGGGAAACUUGAAAACUCUGGCUAUCAGAUUCAGAGAUACUUCACCAACCAUUCCAGGCUCUGUAAAACAGAAAAAAAAAUAAUGUAGAUAUUUUUUUUAGCUUUAUUUAGUUCAGGAUGAAUAACUGCAAAAAAAA
Messenger RNA from Erythranthe guttata (spotted monkey flower), 1280 nucleotides. The record is from RefSeq and is a predicted model, not a curated record. Lineage: Eukaryota; Viridiplantae; Streptophyta; Magnoliopsida; Lamiales; Phrymaceae.